AUGACCGGAUAUCAGACGGAGCGAAGCUCCUACGACGACGAGGCGUCCAGCGUAAAUACGCCAAUUUCAAGCAACGGCGAUCAUGCGAUGGCAGGGGCAUAUGGAAAGGACGGGGUCCAUGGAUACGAACAGGCUGACCACCAGCUCGAGCCAAUGGAUCCCAACGAUGCGCCGAACGGAUCGCUUGCCGACCUAAAAGAUCCGAUUCAAGUACACUUGCUCACCGAAACUGCGCUCUCCGACAGCAAAGAAUAUGAAAUCCUAUCUCAAGAAGAGGUUGAUAAGCUGAAGAAACAGUGUCAGUUGCUAAGCCAGCGGGUAGAGUCCACCAGAUCCAACCUGGCUAUCCAAUCGAAAUAUCGAGAUGCAGCAGUGUCCAUGGCCAAGCUCUAUUCCGCCGGCAAAACCGAAGAAGAGCUUCUGGAUGACCCCCGAGCUAAGGAAGUCGAGCUGGAGAGAGAGACGACAGAGAAGAAAUGCGAGGAAUUGUCACGCGAGCUCUUCAACCUUGAAAAGAACCUCAUAGGGCCCCAGAGGCGCCUACUUCAGCAUACGGCCGGUAUCCUCCAGCUUACCCACAAAGCAUCCAAAAGGGCAGCAGCACGGGCCUUGCAAAACAGCAAUGAGGUUCCUGGCAGCCCCGAAAGCUUGUACACCUACUCCCAAAGCCGGGAUAGUCUAGCUCAAGCUGUCGAUGAAGACUAUUUUGAGGACCCAAGCCUCUAUCAGCUCGAUUCCAUGCAAGGGCUGCAAACAGGGCAUCUGAAAUCGGCCAUUGAUAUCCCAUUGAAAUCGCCUGUCCGAGAGCAGGCUACUCACCUUCGUGGAGAAAUCGACAAAGCCAAGGAAGAAAAUGCACUGUUGGUGAAUCUUGUCGCCGAUAUGGAGCAGAAAUUGGAGAGUCUAAGUCUCUCGCUCCGAGAAACCAUUGUCAAGUUCAACCCCGAAGUGAACAGCGACUACCUAGACCCUCCCAGAGAAUCAGCCGCUGGUGACUCAAAGCCUGGAGACAUGCUGAGGAAGCAGCUUGACUACCUCGAGAGUGGCCUUGUCGCUGUGCAAGCAGAACAGGAAUCUUUCAUUAGUAACGGCGGCGGAAACAGCAGCGGCGGCAACAACUACCUCCUAGACGACGGCGCUGAGCGGAUUGAGGCCGUCUUGAGGCAGCAAAACGAGGAGCGCCGAAGACAGCGGGCAGAAAAGGGAUUGGUUGAUGACGAUGAUACAUCUGAUGAUGAUGCCUUUGACGCAGAUGAAGCUUACAACCUGUAUGCCUUUGAAUCCAAGGUUGACUGGCUUUUCAAACGAGCCUCGACGUUGAAGGACCAAAAAUCUGUGCUCAAGAGACAGAUCAAACAGCAGCGUGAGCUCAACAACAAGACCGACGCCGAAAAAGACGAGGAGAUUGAACGAAGGCAGGAGGAGCUGGACCAGACACGCUUCUUGCUUGAACGGGCUGAAAAGGAUGCCAUGGAUGCUCAGACUAUGUUGGCCGAUGCUCUACAGGAUCUUGAAAAGGCCCAGGGAUCAUCAUCUGGCAUCAGCGAAGAGGAGUUACACAAGCAUACUGCCAAGAUAGGGUCCCUGGAAGCCGAGCUUGCUAAGCUACACGCACAGAUCGAAUCCCACCAAGCUGCCAUCGAGGAGCGAGACGCAAAAUUAGAAGCUCUAGAUUCCGAGGUUGAAGAAAACAUUGCAAGGGCAGAGUCCCUUGAGGCUGAGACUCAAGCGCACAAAGCCCGGGUCGAUUCUCUUGAGGGAGAAAUCCAGGCUCGUAAUGAUCGCAUCGAGGCUCUCGAGGCAGAAAUUCAUACGCACAGCACACGAGCAGAAUCCCUACAGGCUGAGGUCCUCGCACAUGGCGUCCGGGUCGAGUCGCUUGAGAGCGAAAUUCAAGCACGCAGCGUUCACAUCGAAUCUCUUGAGGAUAAGAUCCAAGGCCACAAUUCCAACAUUGGAUCUCUUGAAGCAGAGAUCCAGUCACGAGACGCGCAAAUCAGAUCUCUGGGAGCUGACCUUCAAGCGCACAACGAAAGAGGAGGAUCAUAUGAGGCCCAAAUUGCUGCGCUGGAAGCUGAGAAUAAGAAAUUCAUCGAGCUAAGCUCCCAGCUUGAUGGCGCCUCCAAGGAGAAGGCAGCAGCCGAAGAAAUGGCCAGAGCUCUUCAGCAAGAGGUGGAGAAUAUCAAGGCAAGCCACACGGACAAGGAGAAGGAAAUUGCUCAAAAGGAUGCGGAUCUGGAGCAGCUCAAUAUGACACUGGUGGAAAUCAAGACGGAGCUCACGUUUGCCAGGGCGGAGCUGGACGGCGCAUACGGCAGUCGCGCCGAGCGUGCGGCAGAUGCAGCAGCUCUGAGCAACCAGGAAGAAGUCGUCAAACUGACAGGCCAGGUAGAAAGACUCAAGAAGGAGUUGGCGGGAACUGUACAAGAUUUAGAGGCAAUUACCAAGGAGACGAUCGGAGCAGAGCGCGAGAAGAUUGACCUUGAGCAAAAGGCCGACGAGGCAAUCUCUGCCAAGGCCAGCUUAGAGGCGGAUCUGGAGAAGUCUCGACAGCUGAUUGCAAGACUGCAAGAGGACCUUGACAGCGAACGAUUCAAGGUGGGCGUUUCACAGGGAGGCGUAACAAAGGUUGGCGCCGGGGCAGCUCUGCUCAGCGAGCAGUUCAGGACAUCGAUGAGAGAGGAACGAAAGAGGUUCCACGAGGAUAUCAAGGAGGAACGCGCCAAGUACCGAAAGCUGGAAGAGGAGUACAUUCGGCUGAAAAAGAGCCAGGCAGCAAGCAAUGCUCCUCCAAGCCCACGAUAA
Molecule: messenger RNA, 2805 nt
Organism: Trichoderma breve
Lineage: Eukaryota; Fungi; Ascomycota; Sordariomycetes; Hypocreales; Hypocreaceae
Product: up-regulated during septation domain-containing protein
Exons: 4
Coding region: 1-2805 (934 amino acids)
Source: RefSeq, a predicted model, not a curated record